Messenger RNA from Antrostomus carolinensis (chuck-will's-widow), 262 nucleotides. Its product is annotated as tiggy-winkle hedgehog protein. Gene Ontology annotation, biological process: regulation of gene expression; multicellular organism development; smoothened signaling pathway. Lineage: Eukaryota; Metazoa; Chordata; Aves; Caprimulgiformes; Caprimulgidae. The record is from RefSeq and is a predicted model, not a curated record. Gene Ontology annotation, molecular function: patched binding; calcium ion binding. The annotation marks the transcript as partial. The transcript has a single exon.
CGCUGCAAGGACCGCCUGAACUCUCUGGCCAUCUCCGUCAUGAAUCAGUGGCCUGGGGUGAAGCUGCGGGUGACAGAGGGCUGGGACGAGGACGGGCACCACUCGGAGGAGUCGCUGCAUUAUGAGGGCCGAGCUGUGGACAUCACCACCUCAGACCGGGACCGCAACAAGUAUGGCAUGCUGGCUCGCCUGGCCGUGGAGGCUGGCUUCGACUGGGUCUACUACGAGUCCAAGGCACACAUCCACUGCUCCGUCAAGUCAG